Molecule: messenger RNA, 14448 nt
Organism: Tetrahymena thermophila SB210
Lineage: Eukaryota; Ciliophora; Oligohymenophorea; Hymenostomatida; Tetrahymenidae
Product: transmembrane protein, putative
Exons: 21
Biological process (GO): SCF-dependent proteasomal ubiquitin-dependent protein catabolic process
Cellular component (GO): SCF ubiquitin ligase complex
Source: RefSeq, a predicted model, not a curated record
AUGAGAGCUCAAGAUUUUAAAAUUGGUGAGUCUUGCUCAUAUUUUGAUAAAAGGACAUAUUGCAUAGACUCAAUAAAAGAAAUGAAUGAUAAACUAAUUGAAGAAGAUUUAUUUAUUUCUAAACUGGAUAAGUAUAAUGUAGAUUUUAUUCCAUUAAAGCUAUCAUUUUAUUUUAAGAAAUAAAUUGUAUUCGAUGGAGAUAAAGACAUAUAUGAUGAUUUUGUGUUAUAUUCUUCUAGCUUUAUUUCUUUUAAAAGAUGUUCUGCUCAAUUGGUUUUGAAUACUAUUCUUUAAGGCAACUUUGUAUCUCUCAGAAUUAUUAAAAUAGAGGAGUGUUCAAUAAGCGAUCCCGAUUUUCUUCAGAUAACUCAAAAGCUUGAUUAUUAUCAUGGAGUUAGCACAAAUGAUAAUAAUGCAAACAAACUUAGAGAUCAUUAAUUAGAACACAAGAACUCUUUUACAUUUAAUGAUGUUGAAAUUAACAUAAAGAAAUGCUAAUACCUGACAACUGCUUUAUUUGAUUAUCUAAAAAAUUGGGAUAACAAUUCAUUCACUGAUGAAAAUAAUAGAAAACUAGGAUGCGCAUUUUCUAUCAAUUUUAUGGGAAUUCUUAGAUCUACAACUUUAUUAUAAUUUUCAACAUCUUAAUUUUUCAAGUAAUUGAGAAAACUGAAAUUGAAAAAUCACCCUCAGUACAAUAAUAGUCCUGUUUUACUAGAACUACUUCUCUCUUCGCGCAAUUUUACAAAAAGGACCUAAGCAGCUAUUAGCUAUCAAUAAAAAAAGUAAAAUAGGAAUAAUGGUGAUAGCGAUGAUGAAGAAGAAGAAGAAAUUGAAGACGAAGACAUGUAGCUCCAUUCUGAUGCCUUACCAGAUGACGGGAAAGAAACUGAUUAAAUACGCAGUAAUUUGGAAAGACUCUCAUUUGAUUACUCUGUCUGCCAAAACUUUGAUGAUUUACCAUUAAAUUCUGACUACUUUAACAACUUAAAAUCUAUUUCAUAUGAUGCAGCUCAUAAAUCAAAGAAAGGAGAGAGUACCAAUGAGAAAGAUAAAACAAAAGAUAUGGUAUAAAUCACAUUCUAAAAUAUGUUUCCAUAUUCCUUGCAAAACCUGUAAAUGUUAAAGCUCAAAUUUUGCUCUCUAUAAUAUAAGUUCUUUUCUAAUAUUGAAUACAUGAAAUGCUUGCAAAAUUUAUAAAUUCUAAACUUCUCUUAUUGCUUUUUAGAUAUGUACGAGUUUUCUAAUUUUAUAAUCAACUCUGGAUUAAAGAAUUUGAAGUCUUUGAUUUUAAGGGCAACUAAUGUUGAUGACAAUUUUUGUUCUGUCGUUUCUGAUAUCACCAUUGUUUCUUUUUAACUAGAAGAAAUUGAUGUUUCAAAAACAAAAGGUGUUUCUCUAAAAGGAGUUAAGUACUUAACAAUGAUUGAUUCUUUAAAAUGCCUUAACAUUAAAGAAAAAGAAAAUAUUAACUGCUAGCUAUCAACUUUUUUAAUCGAUUUAUUGGAAAGAAAGAGAUUCUUAUAUGUGAAAUCAGUAUUAGAAGAUAUAGAAAUCAAUAAGAAUAUAAAUUUAUGCGAGGAGAGAUUAAAAGAAAUAGAAAAAAACGAAGAAUUGCUCAACAAAAAAGCAAAUUAAUUCACAAGAAAUGCUUUCACUUCGAACAAUAUAUAUGAUGAGCAAUAAAACGAGAUAUCAGAAUAAGGACGCUUUUAAUUUGCAUAUUCUGGGUAAGAAAGAGAAGAGGAUUAAAACUAAGAUGAAGAUUAAAUUAUAGAAAAAUCAGAUGGUGAGUAGACAAGAAAAAAUGCAGAAGCUUAAAAAUUACAGUAGUAAAAAUAGUAAGAAAGUAAAUUUGAGAUUAGCUAAUAAGAUAUUUAAAAAAAUAAUAAUAUUAAACACCCUCGAUAUGAUUUGCUUAUGUCCUACACACAUAAGUGUCCAUAAAUAGUACAUAUGGAUUUUUCUGGCUGUGAAAAUGUAACUACUCCUUUUUUUGAAGACUUAUAUAGACAUAGACUUUUAAACCGCUUGACUUAUUUAAAUCUUAAAGGCACUAAAGUAGAUAAUAAUUUAAUAGAUAUAUUUAAGUAAUCAUGCAUUCAAAAGAGUGAAGGAGUUUAAGAGUAUUGGGUAAGUCAUUCUUUUAAAUAAUAUGAGCCCAUAUACGAAAAUCAAAUACUUGAAGUUUGUGAUAAUCAAUUUAUUCAUGAUAGCAUAAAGUUUUUUUCACUUAGAGAUUGUAAAGUGAUUCGAGGUUUUAAGAUUGUCUUUUUAUUCAAAUCUAUUCCUCUUCUAAGUUUACAAGAAAUUGAUUUAAGUAACUGUAAUGUAUUUGAUAAUACAUUAAUUUAAUUAGCUGAUGAAGCAAAAGAAAAGUACCCAAAUUUAACAAAAAUUAAAUUGGCUUAAGUAAAGUCUUCUCCUGUUGGUAUUAAAGCUCUACGUAAAUUGCCUGCAAAUAAAAUAGUAUACUUAGAUUUAAGAUCAACAAAUUUCGAUGAUGAAAAUUCUCUUAUGUUCUUUAGUGAUCCUCACAACAAGCUCUUAAGAACACUCUAGUUUUUAGUAGUUAAAGAUUGUAAACAGCUGACAACUACUGGAUUGCAAGCAAUGGUAGAUGGUCUCGCAGGGUUGGAUAGAGCUGAAAUAUAUAAUUUAAGAUUUAACGUCAGCGAAUAGGAGAAGUUAGAAUAUUAGCAGAGGACUUAAGAAAAAUAAAAGCAACAGUAAGAAGAGCUGAAAGCUCGAAUUCAAAAUUUAUAGGAUUAAAUCAAAUAGUUAGAAAAGCAAAAUAAAAAAAGAAAGAAGCACAAAGGUGAAGUGUAUCCAUCUGAUAAAAAAGAUAAGCUGUAAAAAGAGCUAGAUGAUAUACUUAAGAAAAAAAAUAAACAAAAAGUUAGAAUUAUUUGUGAAACUUUUGAUGUAUUUGGACUCCUCUAGGACUGUUAUUAGUUAGUAACAGAUGAUUUAUUUACUAAUUUCUUACAAAAACUUGGUCAUGUUUGUAAAAACAUUUUUGAAUUAAAUUUAAAUAAAAUGGGAAGACUCACGCUUAAUGAUUUCGAAUUUACAGGAAGUUCAUAAGGUAACGAAGAAAUUGAUAGCGAAAUCUUUAAGAAUUUAGAAAUUAUGAAUAUAAACGAAACAAGGAUUACCACUAACUUUGUAAGAAAGUUCUUUAGUUUCUGGAUAAAUUCAAAUUAAGAUAAGAAAAAUGAGUUAAAAAUGAAAAAUUUCAUGAUCCUGAGAUGCCAAAAGGCGUAUUUCGUUAAUCCAUCUUGCCUAGAUGUUUUUAAAAAUUAGAAGCAUUUGAGAAAUAUUCUGAGUAAAACUCAUUUUAAGCUAGAACUUCUUUUGAAUGAAUUAGGUUUAAAAAUCAUGGAUGAGAAUUUAGCAUUUUUAGAAGGUUUAAAGGUUUCAGAAACCAGAUUUGUGAGCAUAAAUAUCAAAGAGCUUAAUUUGGAAAAUAACUAAUAUAUUUCUUAAUAAGGGUUUACUACCAUUUUAAAAUCAGGAUGGAUGAAAUAUAUACUUCGUUUGAAUGUUAGAAAUACCUAAUUUGGAAAUACUCAGCUUGAACAGAUGAGUCAAAUGAUGAAAGAUAAAAAGAGUCAAAAACAAUUUGUUAAACUUUAAUACAUUGGAAUGAGAGGAUGUGUUUAAGUAAGCAGAAAAGGAUUAAUGUUGCUGUGCUAAAUGGAUAAAUUGAAUGAAGAAUUUGACUUAGGGUGUAUUUGUGAAUUGAAAAUGCUUAUAGAUGCUGAUUUGAUGAAAGAUAUGGCUCAAUCUGUUUACUGUAAGAAUAUGGAGUUUCUUGAUCUAUCUGAUAAUGGUUUCUAAUCAAUUGAUAAAGGUUUCAAAUAUCUUUGCUUUAAGGGAAAAGAUGUCAAACUUAACUUAAAAAUAAUAAAUGUCUCUUCAACAUGGAUAUCUGAUAAAGCACUUCAGUCAUUAGCUGUUUCUGAGAACUUCAAUCAACUUGAAAAGAUAAUUCUAAAAGAUUGCAAAAGAAUUACAGAAAGAGGUUUGUCCUAUCUAGUUGACUCUAAGUAAUUAAUGAAUCUAGAUCUCUAGUUUUUAUUUAGCUCAAAUACUUAAUUUCUGAGUGGCAGAGUUAUUGAUACUCUCAAAUACUCAGAUAGAAAAAAGACAAUUAAAGAAAUAAGUUUAUUAGGAUCACAAGCCUAAGAUAAAGAAAUUAAUAACAUUAUGUAAGAAAUAAUAUCUGAAAACUAUCUUAUAAAAACAAUCGAUAUAAGAAAAACAUCUAAUAUUGGUAUAGCUGGUUUAUCAUAUAUUUUUAGUAUGGUAUAGUGGAACAUCGUUAAAGGUUAGAGUGUAAAAUGCCCUUUAUAAGCUCUCAUUGUAGAUAAUAUCAGAUAUUAAGAAUUCAGAGCUAGGUACUGCUAUGAUGAUUACAUGAAAUAAGUAUAAAAUAUCCCUGACUGCAAAGCUAAAGAAGAUGAGUUUUCAAAUAUAUUUGUUGAAGAUUUGAAAAGUGAAUUUGGCUCAAAAUUUUAACCAUUAAAAGGUUAGCUGACUUAUCAAGAGUUUAUUAAAAAAUGUUAAGAUAUUUAUAAUGAACUUAGACAUAAAAUUAGAUUUUGUUCAAAGCCUUAAAAGCUUAAUGAUAUUUUUGUAGGAGAUUUUAUUCAAAAUCUAUUUUUAAGUGCUAACAACCUCAAUAAUUUUAAAUAUGACUUUUUUAUUCGAAAAUUUGCUUUAAGCAUUGAAGACUAAUUUAUUGAUUCACUGACUUUGUGUGAUUAAAAAUUUUCAAUUUUUAAAGAUAUGGAAUCACCAAAUGAUGGUUAAUAAAAUUAAACUGAGUAAAAUAUAAACAAAUUUGCUCUUAUUGGAAAAAAGGCAGGAGGAGAAUAACAAAAUAAUUAAAAUGAUACUCAAAAUAAUACAAUUAACUACCCAUCAUUUAAAGAUUAAUUUGAAUACUUUGAUAUCAAAGGCAAUAAAGUGCUGUGUGAUGUUUCUGUUUGUAGAUUCUUCUUAAGCAGUCAAAUGGUUUCUAAUAUAAAAAUUAUAAACAUAUCAUACACACUGCUCUCAGAGAAAGUGGUACUAGCAAUAUGUGCUUCUCCUUACUUAAGAGAAAGUCUAGAAGCUAUUUAUUUUAAUAGAUGCCCUAAACUCAAGGUCAAAGAUGCCCUUUAAUAUCUCCUAAUGACUAAUUUUAAGAAAUUAAGAUAUAAACCUUUAAUUUCUUAAUACCAUAAUUAUAUUGAUGAUGAAAUAUUAACUUUGAUUUUAACCAAAUUUAGACCAGAAGAGGUAAGAUAUUUGAAUUUAUCUAAUUCUAGAAUUACUUCUAUGGGUCUUGUUUUACUAGAACACAGUCAUUUAAGUGAAUACUUUUAUUUAUUGGAUCUUAAGAGUACUGGUAUUGAAGCAGAAAAAUUAGAUUAAUUUAUGAUAAGCGAAGAAAAUGAAGAAAAAGGUAUGCCUUUCCCUAAAAACUUAAGAUAUAUGUGGUUAGAAAAUACAUAUAACUUAACAGAUGAAGAGCUUUAUAAGCUGAAGUUUUGGAAAUGUUUUAAAUCUAAUAAUUUUGAUUUUAUGGAAAUGGUAUAGUCAAAAGCAAGAAAACUUAAUUUGACUCUUAGGCAUUUGACAAAUAUAGAACUUAGACCACAUAUAUUUAAAAAAUCUUACAUUCAACUAGAUAUUUACACUUAUAUACCUUCAGAUGUUCUUAUAACUCUGAUCAAUGAUUAGUUCUAUAAAGAAGCUGAUUAAUUUUAUGAUUUAAAAUAUAUAAUCCUUGCUUUCAGAAAAUAAUAGUAUUAUGCUUUAUAAAAGUGCUUUGACUGGUAUAAUGCAUCAGACGUAGAAAAAAUAUUAGCAAAAUAUUGUAUAAGAAUAACUAAAAUACCAUCAGAAUAUUAAAACUUACCUAUUAUAAAACUUACGAAUAAAUCAUUAGACUCUGAACAGGCAGAAGUAAGAGAGGCAAUCUAAUUUGAUUUUCAUAAUUACUUAACUACUAUGGACUGUGAUCAUAUUUUAAAAGUAAAUAAAUUUGUUGAGGCUUCAUUAUUACUAAAGUUGGACUUUUAGGGCACAGAUAUAACUGGCCACUUUUUUGCAAUAUUAUGUAAAAGUAUAAAGGGGGAUUAAAAUCGUAUUACUGAAGUAUCCCUGAAAGGACUGAAGACAGUUAGAGAUGAACACAUUAUGUCAAUGAUGUUUGAUGAGUAAGAAAUGGAUUAAAUGCAAAAAAAUAUGAUUGAGAUAUAUCAAAAGCAUAAAUCAAAAAAAUUAGCUGAUUCCAUCAAAAAGAAAGAAGAAAUUAAGAAAGAAAUCUAAGUUUAGAUUAGAAAAAUCUCAAGAUUUAAAAAAUUCCCAUUCUUAGUAAGGCUAAAUAUUUAAAACACUAAAGUUACACAAUUCAGUUUAGUUUAAAUUUUGAAUUUAACACCUUUUAACAUGGGUUUCAGGAUAGAAGAUUUAUUUGAUUAAUAUGCCAAAUCUGAAUAUACAAAGAUUGAUGACCAUACCAUAAAUGCUUUAAGCUAGUCAAAUUAUCUAUAAAAUUUUAAAGUACUAAACCUUGAAAACAUUCUAUGCUCUUCCAAUACUUUAGGAAAAUUGCUAAGGUCUCCAAAAGCAAUAAAUAUUUAGGAAAUGAUACUGAAUACAACAAAUUUAAGUGAAGAUGCUUUUAUAACCUUGGCAAAUUCAACUAACCUUCCUAGAUUGGAGUAAAUUAAAUGCGUAUAAGAUACAAAUCCUGCUAUUAGAAAAUCUUAUCACUAUAUAAUGAGAGCUUAAUAUUUAAGUAUGAAUCUAAAAACAGAUGAAAUUAUGAAAAGUAGGGAUGUAAUGGAUACUUCUUAGUUUAUUUAGGCAAUCAUGAAUUCAUUCUACAUGAAUAAUUUAUCAACAAUAGAAAUUCAUAAUGCAAACUAGUUUAUGCAAUAAAUAAAAUCUCUAUUUAAAAUGUCUCUAUUUACUUAGUAAAUAACUAAAGUGUGUCUUUAGGAUGUAGCUGAUAGUAUUGAAUAUAAGGAUAUUUGGUAAAUGAUUUCUGUUUCAAAAAGCUUCCCUCGUCUACAAAUACUGAACGUUAGAUCUCUUAAAGAAAAAGAGCAUCUCAUUAUUCUAUUAAAUUAAAAAUUUAAACCUCAAUUUGAUAUGGAAUCACUUUUAAAAGAUAAUAAAUCACUGAUAGAUGAUGAUGUUAUUAUUUUUAUAUCCAAGAUGCCUCUUUUGCUUAACUCAAAAGAAAUAGACCUUAGCUCUUUAAACAAAAUUAGUGUCAAAGCUUGGUAGUAGUUUGCUAACAGUAAGUAUGUAAUCAAUUUAAACAAAAUCAAUUUUUCAGAUGGAACUCUGUUAAAUUAUAAAACUGAUAACAAUAUAGCUUUGAGAAAAUAUUACUUUCAUCCUGAAGUAGAAUUUGCAGGCUCAUCAAAGUGCUUUGGUCUUUUUUCAUAAAAUAAUUUUUUCAAUUUAGAGAAAAUAGAUAUAACUAAUAAUAGAGGAUUGCCUAUAGAAGAAAUUAAAUAUAUUCUAAUGUCUAUCAAAAAGAGACAUGUAAGCGUUAAGUUUGAUUUUGAAGAUAUAUUCAUCUAGAUAAUAGAUGAUAUCAGACCCCUUAUGCUUUCACUCACCUAGGAAGAAGAUGAUGAUUAUAGUGAUCAGGAUGAGAUGAAUGAUUAGGAUCAAUAAUAUAAUUUAUAAGAUUAGUUAUGGAAUAAAUAUCUUAAAGAAUUAUAUGAACUCUUUUAAACAUACUUCAUUAAAGAUCGUGAAUGGUACAACAAAAGGCAUAAAACUUUAGAUCUAACCUAUUUCUAGUUUAUGAGACAUUUCAGUUCAUUUUAAGAUAUAUUCAGAUAAAUUUCAGACCUUAGUUGCAUUGAGACUAUCAAAUUUUAUGAAGGAGGAUUUGAUAGCGUGUUUUCUUCAAAUAAUAUGAAAUUUUUGAACUUGAAGAAUGUAAAAAUACUGAAUCUGGAAGGUGACAAAAAAUUGGCUUAGGAUUAUAGUGGCUAUCAAAUGAAAAUGAUCAUGGAAUAAAAGUAUAUUAAACCAUAUUUAUUUAAUAUAAAUGGAUUUUUAGAUAAUUAUUAUAUGAAUGAGAGAAUAUAAUAAUAACUUAUCAAGAAAGAUACAUAUAUUUUGUGCUAAAAAGAACUAAAAAUAUAUUUAUACUUUAUCACUAAAGAAUAAAUCGAAACAAUCUUCAAUAAAGGAGAUAUUCAUUAUGCAGCUACUACAAUAACACUAUUAGAUAAAUUUAGAUUACAAAUUCAUGGAUAAACAGCAGAGGCAUAUGAAGAAGAUGAUUAAAUGGAUUAGUAAGAAUUAUAAAAUCAGUUAAAAGAGAAAUAAGAGUACUUUAUAGAACUUUUGUCUUAAUCUAACAGUUUUAGCCAAAUUACUAAAAUAGAUACUCCUCUUCCUUUAUCACUGAAAUCAAUCAAAUAAUUACUAAAAUCUAAGUGCUUGAGUCAUAGCUUUGAUUUCUAAAAGCAUGUGAUGGAUUUAGAAGUAGACUAAGAAUAUUUUGACUUAUUUGUUUCAUCAAAGUACUUCAAAAGUCAAACAAAAAUAAUAAUUCCUAGGCUAAUUCAAUAGUAAAAAUAAGAAAACCAGAAUGCUAAAUAAAAUGCAAAAGAUAAUAAUUAGACUUCUUAAAAUACCUGGCUGGAUAUUUAAAAACUAGAUUUAAAUUGUCUUGAAAGACUAAACUCUAUAGUCGUUUUAGAACCAAUAAAAGACAAAGACUUCCUCACAAAAUUAUUUUCUAUUGAAAAUGUUAAAUUUAAUAGAGAUUUUACAUGCGAUAAGUUUUAAAUUAAAGAAAUAGAUUAAAAUUAAUUCAAACAUAUUUUUGAGCAAGAUUGGCCUGGAAUGGAUUGGCAAAUUUUAUUAGAUCUACUAGAGAAAAACAAAGCUUCGAUAGAUGGAGAAGUCUAUGAAAAACUUCUUUUAAAUAAAUCAGCUCACUUUUUUAUAACUUAAAUUAUUAUACCAGAAACCUUAACUGAAGAGAAAGCUGGAGAUUUAAUUUCCAGCAUUAAUAAGAGUUGUAGAAAAACUCAAUAGAAGCUGCAUAUAAAUAAGCUGGUUAUAAGGUAAUUUCCUCAAUCAAAUUAAGUGGAAGCUUAAGAUGAGACUCAUAAAAAUGACUAAGCAAGCGAAAUCAAACAAUUCCUUUCAUCUGUAACUAAUUUGAAAUAUAUUGAAUUCUCCAGUAAAGUUAAAUUUGGUAUGAAUGAAGCUAUGGUCCUGAUAAAUAACACUCGUAAUACAGAUUUAUCUGAGGUAGUUAUCUCUUGGGUUAUACCUAAACUUUCUAAAUAGGAUCUAGAAAAAUUUUUAGUAUGCCUAAUGAAUGAUAGAGAAAUUCCAUAUAACUUAAGCUAUAUUAGUUUCAAGUAAAAUCCACAUUUCUACAGUCAUAAAGCAUUAGAACAGCAAAUAAAUGAACUUAGAUCUAAUAAAAAAGCAAAAAAAACUGAAAAUAAAGAAGGAUAAGAAUAAUAAUUAGAAGAAGAAGAAGAUGAUAAAAAAGAAAUAGAAGAUAAAAAUGAAGAUAAAGAAGAAAAAUAAGAUGAUGGCGAGGGACCUAAGGAUGAAGGAGAAGCGCAUGAAUCAAAUAAUCAAAGUUAGAAUAAUAUAGAAGAAAAUAAUUAGGAAAAUGUGGAGGGUUAAGAGUAAGAUUAAGACAACAAGUAAGUUUUGAAGGAAAUAGAUUCCCUUCUUAAAAAUUCUAUUACAGAAGAUUAUUUAGUUGAGUUCCUGCAAAAUUUCAAAGGUUUACGUGAAAUUGAUUUUUAAGGAACUAAUUUUGAUAUCCAUCACUUAAAGAGCCUUAAAACUCUGCCUCUUAUUAAGAAAUUCCAUUUUAUUAAUUUUAAAGAUUGUAAAUCUUUUACUGAUGGUAUUCCUUUUAUCUGGCUAAUACACGAUGAUUCAAAACCUUGGUUUUAAUUUUAGAAAUAUCUAUCAAAUUUACCUAUAGAACAAAUAACAAAUUAAAGAUAAAUGUUAAAAGCUAUUUUUAAUUGCAAAUUUUUCAAAAGGCAUUUGAAAUAUUUUGAUGUAGAUUUUAUCCUUAAGAGGUAUUAAGAAACAAGUAAGGAUUUAGUUGAUUUAUUCUCAUAUAUUAUUAAGAUGAGAGUUCCUAAUUUGGAUAUAACUUCUUUUAUGUAAUGCUUACCUUAAUAUAUGAAAGUAUUCGUUAAUGAUAAUCACAUAGAAUAAAUUUGUAAAGUUUAUGGUAAUUUAUUAUACCUUUAACCAGAGUUGUUCCCAAGCGUUGAAUAUGGUUUCAAUUACAUUCUAUAAUAAAAGAAUAUUCCCACAGCUAUAAGAUUAAUGUACCUUUUAAAUAAUACGUUUUAAAAGAAAGUUAGUGCAGCUUCUCUUUCUAUAAUUUAUUAAGUUGCCAUUAAAAGCGAAGAACUCAAAGAAAAGAAAUACAUUUUAGAAAAUGAUGAAUAGUUAGAAAAAUUUUUUGUUCAGUACAUUAAAAAAUUAAGCUUAAAAAAGUCAAGACUUUUGAAAAAGAUAUAAAAAUCUAAAAAGGUUUUUGAUAAUCAAUAAGAUAAAAAAAAUAUGAAAAUACUCUAGGCUUUAGGAAAAAAGAAAAACAUAAAAAGAAAAACUACUACAAAAUCAAAAACAAUUUUAGAUACCUCAAGUAAAAACUUAGAUAAAAUUAACAGUCAAAAAAAUUAAAACUCCUAGAUGUAAAGGGGUUAAAACGAUGAUGAAGAAGAAGAAUUUAUUAAAAUUGUUUAGCAAAACAUAAAGAGUAAUUUGUAAGAUGAAGAAAUAGAAAAUUUAAGAUUAGAAAAUGGAGAUGAUGAAAGACAAGAAUAUGAAUAGUUGAAUCAAAAUGAAGAUGAUUAAAACUAAGAUAAUGAAAAUGAAAAAGAAGAAGAAAACGAAGAUGGAGAGGAAGAAGGAGAAGGAGAAAAUAAUGAUGAAGAUGAUCUUAAUGAUAACGAAAAUUAAGAUGGUAACGAAGAAAAUAAUGACGAUAAUGAUAAUAAUAAUGAUGAAGAUAAAGAUAAUGAUGGAUUUAAGAUAUAAAAAAGCUAUUUGAAAGAUAAAAAUACUCAGUAAAAAGGCUCUUCAAGGCUUAACAGUCUGAGAAAUAGUAGAGUUUAGAGUAAAAACAGCUUAAGGAACUAAGAUAAUGAGUAGGUUAAUGAAGACAGCGAGUAAAAAUAAUUAAAUGAUGAAAGUGAAAGGGUUUAGGAAUUAUUAAAUAAAGAAAGAAAAGAAUCUUUACCUCAAACUGAUAUGGAAACUUUUUAUAAAACACCUAAUAUGGAGAAAUAAAAAAGUAGAUUUGAUACUACUUCUUCAAACAAGAAAAUAAAAUAUAAUUUUGAAGGAAAAAUAUAAGCUUACAAAAAUGCAGUAAAAAAUAAUCUUGUGAGAGUUUAUGAAAAUUAGACAGCUUUGAGGCUGCAUAGAUAAUUAAUAAAUCUCCACUUACUCAGUGAGGGACUCAAAAGCUAAAUACAAAAAAGUUAAAUAUAUGAAAGAAAAUUAAAAGAUGUUGAAAAUAAAUUAGAUUAUUUAGAGUUCGAGUUAGAAAUUUUAAGAUAUAAUAAAAAUAAUUUCUUUGCUUUAGAAGUUAAUAAUUUAUUCAACUUUUUUGAGGUCCUCAAUCUAGGAUAAAACAAUCACUUGAAUAUCUAUGGUUUAAAUUAUUACGUUGCAGAACACAUUCUUCCUUGGAUUAAAAUGAACUAAAAUUUAAACGAAAUGAAAGAUGGGCAAUAAAGAAAAUAAAAGAUAUUAAAUUAUCUAAAAAAUAAAGAUGAUUCAAAUUAAGAUGAUUUUGAGGCAGUAAACGUUUUAAAUCCAGAUCAUUCACUGGAUGAUAAAUUAAUUGAAUAACUGAGUUACCUUAUUGAAAAAAGACUAAAGUAACUUAGAUAAAUUGAUUUGUGUGGCUUGAAUGUUAGUGAUGACUUUGCUGAAAAAUUCAGUUUAUUGCUAAGUGACGAUGGUAAAUUAAAAUACUUAACCUUGUUAGAUCUUACUAAUAAUCGUCGUAUUUCUCCUUUUGGACUUAAGUUCUUAUUUUCUAGUAUUGUAAAUCGUAUUCCUUAAGGUUUCAGAAUUUUGCUAAGUUCAACAAGUAAUGACUCUGAAGAUCUUCGUAUAUAGAUAGAACUUUUAGAGAAAAGUAUUUUAAAAGAAGCUGUUUAUAUAAUUGAAUAGCAGAAAAAAGAAGUAAUGAGAUUCAUAAGUAAGAAUAAAAAGAAACUUUCCAAGCCUGUCCCUUAAGAGCUUAUAAAAAGACCUUCUAUUGAUAUUGACAUGCAAAACGAUAACAAGCAUGAAAAAUUAAAUAUGGAAAUAAAAGAUUUAAAUGUGCCUGUUAUUUCUGAUAUUUUUUCAGAUGAAAAUGAAAAAAAGGAAGAAGAAAUCAUUGACAAAGAAGUUCAAAUUAACGAUUAUGAUAGCAUUGACUCAGAAGAAGAAAGAAAGGAUAGAUUGAAAAAAGGCGAAUUGUAAUUUUUCUUCUUAAAGGAGAGAACAUUAGAUGCUAAAAUAGUAAAAAAAUUAGAAAAAUCGAAAAAUUUCAAGUAAAAAAUUGAGAGGCUUAGGAACUUUUAACUUGCAUAUACAAAGGCUAUUCAAGAGAGUAGAAAUAAAGAUAUUGUAAGUGAUAAUACUGAUGUUAGAUUAAUUGUACAAAAUAUAGUAAAUCUUGGUCUAUUUUAAUCUAUCAAUAUUUUUGUCAGGGACAAUUGGAAAAGACAUAAACUCUUCAUUAUUUUUAUCUCCACUUUAUUUUUCCCAUUUACAAUUUUCCAUUUGAUGAUGGUUUCAACUUAUGGAAUUUUCCUGUUUAUUUAAAAAAAUAAAAUCAGUUUUAGAUGUAGUUUUGGUAGAUCUGCUAAAAACCAAAUAAAAAUAGAACUUGAUAAGCUUGUACCAGAAAAUAUCCAAAGCACAGAUUUCUUUUUUGAUGAGGAUGUAGCUUAAGUGGAUAUACUUUUAUCACGUAGCAAUACAAAAAAAAUGCCUAAUGAUAUUGCAAGAAGAAACGGGAGACUAAUUUGUGAGUAUUUAAAUAACCCUAGUAAGCAUAGUUUCCAAGCAACUUAUGACAGAAUUAAUGAUAAUUAAAACCAUGAAAUAAAUAUGCUCAAAUACUUUGACUUUAUCAUCAUAUUUAAUUUCUUAAUAUUUACAGUUUUUAUUUGCAUCCUUUACACUUACUAUUUGAUUUUCUAUUACAUUCCAAAUCACGUAUCAUAAAAAACUUGUGGAAGUAUUCCGGUCUUAUAUGAUGUACCAUUUUUUGCAGUAGGUCUUUUUAUUGUUGCAUACGAAGCAACUCUAUUGUAUAAUAUCGAAAAAGUUAUUGUCUCUAAAAACAUUUUCUAAUUUAAAAGCUUAUUUGUGUUAUUCUAGCUUUACAACUCUUUUAUGCAAAGAUAUAAUUUGUAUACUGAUAUGAUAUUCGCAUUUAACACCAUAUACUGCAAGAAAGCUACUGAUCUAGGUUUUGCAAGUAUUAGUGUAUUAGGAACCCACUUAGUUUUACAGACAUUUUAUUUAUUUAGCGCAAUUUUUAGUAUUUAUGAAGCGAAAUAAAAGAUAAAAAAAAAAAUUCCUGUUCAUAAUACAACAUUUAUAAACAUCUACACUAAAAUUGCUUUAAUCUAAGAUUUUAGUGGACUGAGUAUAGUUUUAGAUAGGUUUUCGACUUCUUCCACUAUUGCAUUAGAAGGAAUUUUAAUUCCAAAACAGCUUGAAAAUGUUAAAGUACCAUAAAUCUUGCUUACAAAAUUCUAAAAAGUCUUUUUAGAAGAUAUUCCUUAAAUGAUUAUAGUCCUUAUAUUUAAUUUAAGAUUUGCACAAACUACAAAUUUAUUAGAUUGGUAAAACCUAAGAGUAUUAGUUACUACAGUUUUGAGUAUGUAUAAUUCUCUUAACUCAGCUUGGUAAGCUCAUCCUAGUAUUUUUAGGACAUAUCAAAUGCAAGAUUAUAUUAAUUUUAGGUAAGACAUUUCAGAAGUUUACAAAAUUAAGAUAAGUCAAAAUGAUUAAGAUACAUUUAACUACUUAUCAAUACCUAAAGUGAUAAGUAAAACUUUAUACUUUAAUUAAAAGUAUAAAAUAAAAAAAGACUUAAAGAAAGAAGGUUCUAGUAGCCAAAAAUCCAGAAAAAAAGAAUAGAAAGAUAGAGAUGCUUAAAGUUCCAAAGGGCCUAAUAGCUAGAUAGGUAGUUAAAAUGCUCUAUCAGAUAAUAAAAGCGUUGCGUAAUCAUAAAAAAGCAUUUAGGCAUCUGAACAAAGUAUAAAAUCAAAAGUUUCAUCUAAAGGCUAGUAACAAACUAAAAAAAGCAGUAAAUCUAAUGAUAAAUCUUAAAAAGAACUACCAGAGUCUGAAUUUAAAUAAAAAUUAAUUCAAUUUUUACUUGAGAAAGAAUAAUAGAAUUGA